Messenger RNA from Propithecus coquereli (Coquerel's sifaka), 3459 nucleotides. RefSeq names its product SP140 nuclear body protein (gene SP140). The transcript has 23 exons. The coding region runs from base 231 to 2456 and encodes 741 amino acids. Gene Ontology annotation, cellular component: nucleus. Gene Ontology annotation, molecular function: DNA-binding transcription factor activity, RNA polymerase II-specific; DNA binding; protein binding. The record is from RefSeq and is a predicted model, not a curated record. Gene Ontology annotation, biological process: regulation of transcription by RNA polymerase II. NCBI's taxonomy places the organism in Eukaryota, Metazoa, Chordata, Mammalia, Primates, Indriidae.
CCUCCCUGGGCUAAGAGAUGUCGUAAGAUUGGGCGGAGGGAGGACAAGUAUGUCAUGCAUCCAAGUCAGGCUGUGAGGCACUUUCAGUUUUCUUUCCCCUUUGACCAUGCUGAAGGCUGGGCCAGCUGGCAGACUGUCUGUAGAGCGGUGGGAAGGCACAGAAACAGUGCAGAUCACAUCGGGCAGGACCCCUGGCCAAGCUCAGGCUCCCGUGGGGCCAGCAGGGGCAGAUGGCAGGUGGAGGCCACGAUCUCAGCUCCAGGAUGGACAAACACAGCCGGAACAUAGAAGACCAGAAGGUAGAGGAGCAGAUUUGCCCUGAGCUCAUUUUCAGGCACUUCAAAGAAAAUAAGGUGGAGAUUGCAAGUGCAAUAACAAAGCCAUUUCCUUUCCUUAUGAGCCUCCGAGAUCGCUCCUUCAUCUCUGAGCAGAUGUUUGAAAAUUUUCAUGAAGCUUGUAGAAACCUGGUCCCAGUGGCGAGAGUGAUAUAUGAUGUCCUCAGUGAACUGGAGAAGACAUUUGACCUGUCACUUCUGGAAACAUUGUUCAGCAGCGUUCACCUGAAGACCUACCCUGAUUUAAAUGAGAUUUUCAGAAGCUUCCAAAAUGUGAUUGGUGACUUCUAUUACCAAAUCCAUGAAGAAGAGAUGCAGGAGAUACUCAGUAUCCAGUCACGCCAGGAAGAAGGGAUAACCCUGCCAGGAGCCGGAACCCCAGAGCAUCUCGGUGACGGGGAGCAGAUGGACACAAGGGAAGAAGAUUUGUCUCAUGACUCACAUGAUGAAUUAAGGACUCAAGAAACCACAAAUGAAUGUGCCCAAGAAUCUGAACAAGAAGAGGGCAGCAACGCCUGUCCUGAAACACGUGAUGUAGAAGAGCCUCAGGAAGCCUUGAGGUCCCCGCCAAGUUGUGGGCCUGCUUCCUGUGAGCAAGUAGUUCUCCAAAGGACUAAUGGAGAAGAUGCCAAAGAAAUACCUAAAUUGCUGCCAGGUAGUGGGAGAGAGUCUUGGAAUCUUACUGUACAAAUGGAUGAAGAAGAAUCAGAAGAAAUGCCCAGGUUACUACCUUAUGAUAGAGAAGAGACCUGUGAUCUCCAAACCCCGCAGAUGACUAAUGAAGGAGAACCAGAGAAGGAGCUCAGUCUAGUGGCAGAUGAAGGAGAAGAGAGCAGCAAUGCCUGUUUGGAAAUGUGUGAUGGAAAAGAGCCCCAGGGAGCCUCGAGCCUCCUGCCAACAUGUGUGCCAGAGAGCAGUGCCUGUUUGGAAGCCUGUGCUGGAGAAGAGCCCCAGGGUGCUUUGAGCCCCCCACCAAGACUUGGGCCAGUGUCCUGUGGUCCUGAAGCUCCCCAGAUGACUAAUGAAGAAGAACCAGAGCAGGUGCCCAGCCAGCUACUAGGUGAUGGAGAAGACAGCAAUAGUCUCUGUUCAGAAAUGUGUGACAGAGAAGAGCCCCAGGAAACCUUGAGCUCACCACCAGAAAGUGGGCCGGGUGAGGAAGGGAGAAAGAGACGGAGAGCUAGAAUGCUCUUCACUCAGAAUAACAAAACCCCACUGAAAAGAGUCCGAUCAAAAGCCUCAAGAAUGCGUGGAUAUGAAACUGUGGAUUUUCAGGCUCCUUCACUUCCUGUGACCUGUGGUGAGGAAAAGGGUAUUUUACAUAAGAAUAAAUUGAAACAAGGAGCCUGGGUGAAGUGCAUACAAGGUGAAGAUGGAAAUUGGUUGACCCCCGGGGAAUUUGAAAUCAAAGGUGGCCACGCAAAAGCAAAAUCCUGGAGGAUGAGUGUGCGCUGUGGCGGGUUGCCCCUACGAAAGCUGAUGGAGAAUGGAUUUCUACCUAAUCCUCCACGAAUAUAUUGGGGGAAAAAAAAGAGGAUACUGCAGUCUCACGACGUUACCUUAGGUGACCCUUAUCUGGAAAACCUGGAUGAAUGCGAGGUGUGCCGGGAUGGAGGGCUUCUGUUCUGCUGUGAUACUUGUUCCAGAGCCUUCCAUGAGGACUGUCACAUCCCACCUGUGGGAAAUGAGAGGACCCCGUGGAGUUGCAUCUUCUGCAGGAUGGGGGAGUUUUCAGGAAGCCCACGGUGUCAUCAGGAGUCUGAGAUCCUGGAGAGGCAGAUGGGGCCUGAGGAACAGCUGAAAUGUGAAUUCCUCCUCCUGAAAGUCUAUUGCUGUUCUGAGAGCUCCUUUUUUGCCAAGAUUCCAUAUUAUUAUUAUAUUAGAGAGGCUUCUCAAGGCCUGAAGGAACCCAUGUGGUUGAACAAAAUCAAGAAGAGGCUGAAUGAGCAGGGUUACCCCCAGGUGGAGGGGUUUGUGCGGGACAUGCGCCUCAUCUUCCAGAACCACAGGGCAUCGUACAAGUACAACAAUUUUGGCCAAAUGGGACUUAGACUGGAGGCUGAAUUUGAGAAGAAUUUUAAGGAAGUGUUUGCUAUUCAGAAAACAAAUGAGAACAGUUGACUGGUGUGGUGGAUGCUGAAGAAGUUCAGGAAACAGUAUCCCCAAAGCAUGCUGCUGAUUACUGCAAACUGAGGGUAUUUGGGGAGCAGCAAAUGCAGGGAGGGGCUUGCUCUUAGCUCCCCUUAUCUGCCCAAAGAUGGAUCCUCCAAAAGGAACUCGGUUGUCAUGAAUUCCCUCCCUGGGAACCUCAUCAACCAGGGAAGGUUACUCGCAUCACAAGGAAGGAGAUUGGAGGUGACGCAAGCCCAGACCACGUCUCACCUCUUCUCCUGAGGGCUGCUCCAGACAACUUUUAUAUCCUGCAAGACCGCCUGUAACUAUCACAUCCUUCCUUCCCUCACCUGUCCACAACUGCUGCUGCCACCUCCCCCCAGGAGCCCCAAGACCCCAUUCUUUAAAGUUGAGUAAUCUGAUCCUUCUUGGAGUCUGACAUUUUGUGGGACUCUCAUGUGUACAUACAUCACUACAUGUUUUUUGUUCCCCGGUUAAUCUGUGUUAUGUCAAUUUAAUUCACAGCCCAGCCAAGGAAGCGAGAAGGGGAGAGGGAAGGCAUUUUUGGCUCCCCUGCCGUGCUGUGGGUAUGCUGGCACAAUCUCCUUUUCUGGCCAGCUCUUUCCGAUAGCUGCUUGAGGGUUGGCUGCUCCUCAGAGCACUGCUGGGGACAAAUGGAGCCCGCUUCACCUAGAGGUUAUGCUCUCCUGGCCUGGAGGCCAGGCCCCUGCCUCAAGACAGAAACAAGGAUGUGGUGUGAUGCUACUCUGUGCUCCCAUGAGUCAGGCUGGGGCUAGUCUCCAGCUGUGACCACAUCCUGGCUUAGCUUUUCCCACGUGAUGCUGCUUCCUGCACUCCCUUCUCUUGAGAGAACUCUCAACAAUAAAUUGCUUGCUUAAGAGACUUCAUCUCUGGCAAAUGCUUCUGGGGAACCCAACCUAGGAUAAUGGGACUAAAAGGGAAGUUCUAAGGAUGGGAUUCCUUAGUUGGAUCACUGUCUAGUCAAAUGGUG